UGGUUGCACGGAAACAUUGACAACAACACUCAUGUGCAAUUCGCGGAAUUAACACGCAUUUCACCGGCGGUUUAGGAAUCAUCAAGUGGAUCACAGUCACUUUUCAACGUCAAAGGUUUUAGCCCACGAAGAGCACAAACACUGAGUUCUCUUCCCGUGGACGAUGCUUUGCCUGCGACUGUAGCAGGGACUUCAUAAUACCUGGGAUGAUGGCUGGUUUCUCUGACAACACCCGUCGGUCCGUGGUGUUGGACAGGAGGAAGGCUCUCACCCUCUCGUCUCCAGGACCGGAUAGACCUCCCUCCCGCCAGACGGAGAGUCCCUAUAAGAUUCCACACAGUUCAACAGAGAAUGGCUGCUCAAAGGUGCACUGGACCCAGAUUGCUAAAGGCUCCUGCCCCAAGACCUCGGUGCACCUGAAUGGCACCUCCUCCUCCAAUCACACGCAGGGCGGGGUCAGGCGAGAACUGCGGUUGGUUCUCAAAGAUGUCCUGAAGACUGAACAUGGGCGUCGCUACCUGCAACAGAGUGGGUGUGGCCAUUUGUCCGCAAGCCAAUCCCAGAAGAGCCGGAGAGAGAGCCAGACGCCAAGGCGGCAGCCCAAACCAGCCGAUAAUCGAAGGACGAGCGAUGAUCCCCCAGCCCAAGCCAGCCGAUCCCCAAAGGAGGCGUGAUGACGUGCACAUCAGACCAGCUGAUCUCCGUAAGAAGUAUGAGGAUCCGCAGCCCAAAACAGCCGAUCACCGAAGGAGGUCCGAGGAUUCGCAGCCCAAACCAGCCGAUCACCGAAGGAGACGUGAUGAUGAUGAUCCCCAGCCAACACAUGCCAGUUCAUCCAAGCUGAAAAUGGUCAAUUCUUUAAGGUCCAAACCAGCAGACUCAGAACAGCCCAAAGCAGUCAAUUCCUCCAGGUCAGAAUCCAAUCACUCACAACAGUCCAAGCCAGUCAAUAGCCCAUCGGAACCGGCUAGAUUGGACCCCACUAAGACUAGAACGCUGACCAGAACCCCGAGGUCUGUGAGUGUGUCAGAUCCAAAGCAGUCUCUUCCGAGACGCCCAGACCUGUUCAUUCAGUUAAACUCAAACCAGCUCUCUCAGAACGUCAAAGUCUCUCACGUUGUCGAGGAUAAACUCCCUGAUGCAGACACCUGAGGGGGCCCACCACAUCCGCACGCAUCCCUACAGCAGAGGACGCACGGCCGGAGGAGGGGAGUAGGAAGCGUAGCUAUGAGAACGGUACGGAGGUGCGUGUGGAGGAGCACAGGAACGGCGUGAUGCGGGAGGAAGAGUGUGUCGUGAGGAAGAGUGUGCUCCGUCUCUCGGGAGACAGCGGGGCCGACGAGCCGUCAAUCAAGUGCCCCCGACUCGUCAGCCCAGCUGAGGAGCAGCCAGCCAAUGAGGAGAGGCGCAGCUUGAUCAGAGCCGCCCCCCUCACACAUCAGCCAGUCAGAGCCCAUUGUGCUGUCCAGUGAGGAGGAGGAGGAGGAGGAGUGUGAUGAUGAAGAGGAGUCCCGUGCUCAGAACGGCGAUGACGAUGGUGGUGGUGGUGAUGCUGCUGCUGAUGAUGAUGAUGAUGAUGAUGAUGAUGGUGGUGAUGCUGCUGAUGGUGGUGGUGAGGAAGAUGAUGAAGAUGAUGGUGGUGGUGAGGAAGAUGAAGAGGACAGUGCUAUUCCAGGGCCUUCCACUAGACAAGGACACACACGCAGCUCACAGUGUAUGGACACACUCACAGAGGCGGCUGGUAUGAAUGGAGUGGACAUGACGCAUCUGCCCUCAGUGUUUGAGCUGCCCUUCUCCUCCCUCCACAUGGGCGGAGUCACCGCGCUGGCCUGCGGGAAGAUAGAGAUCACAGAAGAGAGGAUCACAUUCCCACUGCUGGACUCCUUGGGAGAGGGCAUCACCAUUGACAUGGAGACCUCCCAGCUCUGCACCUACAGCCUGUUGGACGGACAGGAGCUCCAGAGCAAAGGAUUGGUCAAGCAGGGGGAAGACCCGCCCUCCUCUGUGCUCCUGCUGUGGGUGUCUGAGGAACAGGCUCAGCAGUUGCGCACUGACCUGUCAAUCAUCCUGCUUGGGACAUGCCCAGACGAGGACAGCGCGUGUGUGUGUCUGUACCUGCACGAGUGUGUGUUGCGUGUGGAGCAGGCGCUGCUGGCCUCGGUGAUGGACAUCGUGGGGCUGCGCCAUGGCAACCAGCAGCUGUUGUCGCCGCUGAAGGCGGACGAGUCGCUCCUGGCGCUACGCACGGCCGGGGACACACACCUGCUGCGCCUGCUCGCGCCGCAACACGCCGCCCACACACACACACACACACACACACACACACACACACACACACGCUCGCCCACACACACGCCGCCCGCCGCGCAGGACGAGGCGCAGGCCUCCGCAGCCACGCAGACGGAGUCCAUCUACACUCUGCUGCACAGUCGUCAUCAGGGGAGGUAUUCUGUUCGCGUCACCAAGCCAGGUCCAGAGUGGGUCCCAUACAAACACCGUGGGCCGACACGCAGGUUGAUCCAGUUCCCCCCGCCACCCUGUAAAGGGUCCAUCGCCGUGACAACAGAAGACUUAGAAUGUUUGGACAGCGGACAGUUCCUCAAUGAUGUCAUUAUCGACUUCUACCUCAAGUACCUCCUGGCUGAGAAGACUCCUAAGGACUUGCAGGAGAGGUGCCAUGUCUUCAGUAGUUUCUUCUACAAGCAGCUCACACGGCGAGACAAUGCCAAUGAAGACAGCACCAGCACAACAGCUGAACAUAGACGGCACCAGCGUGUGAAGACCUGGACGCGGAAUGUGGACAUCUUCAAAAAAGACUUCCUGUUUGUGCCUGUCAAUCAAGAGUCUCACUGGUACCUGGUGGUGGUGUGCUACCCUGGCCUGGAGGACCCGCGCUACGAGCCCUUCGAUGGCCCAGCGGUGGUGAGGGAGAGUGGGGAGCAGAGCUCAGGCGAGCCCCAGGCUCAGCCACAACUCCAGGCCCAGGAGGCCGCAACAGACACUCCUGCCUCCAGUGACGCCGACAAAGAAACAAAUCCCACAGAAGACUCCACUCCUCCUCUUCCUCCAGACUGCACUGAGAAGACCUGUAAAAAAUCAACCAUUUGUAAAAGGCCCUGCAUCCUUAUCAUGGACUCUCUGAAACUGUCAAUCCACAAGCGCGUCGUCAAGCUUUUACGAGAGUACCUCCAGGUGGAGUGGGAGGUGCGGAGAGGAGCGAGUCGAGACUUCAGCCCAGAGGUGAUGCUGGGCUCCAGCUGCAAAGUCCCCCUACAGGACAACAGCAGCGACUGCGGCCUCUAUCUGCUCCACUACGCAGAGACCUUCCUAAAGGACCCAGUUGUGCACUUCGAGCUCCCGCUGCGAUUGGAGCGCUGGUUUCCACGGCAGCAGGUGCGGCGGAAACGGGACGAGAUCCGGAACCUGGUGCUGCGCCUGUGCCGCUUCCAGUCGGGCAUGAUGGGAAAUGUAGUCCCGCGGGGAACUCCAGCCUCCCACUAAGGAGCCAGCAGAAAGGCCUCUCCCUGUGCCGGACCCGGCCCACAGCCGGCCCACACCCCAGCCGGAGCCCCCUGCUCCCUGCUACCUGUGCCAGUAUUUCUGACAAGUGUUUGUUGUGCCACUGGCGCUCGGACUGACCACGCCCACCAGGCCUGGAUAUGGACAGUGCUGACCUCUGGAUUGGUCGGCUCACUAGAUCAUCUGGACAGUGUUGACCUCUGGAUUGGUCCGCCCACUGGAUCAUCUGGACAUUGUUGACCUCUGGAUUGGUCGGCUCACUAGAUCAUCUGGACAUUGUUGACCUCUGGAUUGGUCCGCCCACUGGGAUCAUCUGGACAUUGUUGACCUCUGAUUGGUUGGCCCACUAGAUCAUGUUGACAGUGUUGUCCUGUGAUUGGUCGGCUCACUAGAUGGAUCCAGGCCGUGUGGGUUUCAGCCGUGUGUGUGUUUUUUAUUCCCAGAGGAGAUUUUAUGAAGCCAUUUUACUCUGUACAUGAUGAAGUCAAGAAGCUUUUAAAUGUCUUUAAGCUGUAAUAAAUUUUUUAGAUGAACAUGUA
Sardina pilchardus (European sardine) is the source of this 4058-nucleotide messenger RNA. It is a transcript of the gene senp7, whose product is annotated as SUMO specific peptidase 7. Gene Ontology annotation, biological process: proteolysis; protein desumoylation. The coding region runs from base 1717 to 3501 and encodes 594 amino acids. Gene Ontology annotation, cellular component: cytoplasm; nucleus. The record is from RefSeq and is a predicted model, not a curated record. Gene Ontology annotation, molecular function: SUMO-specific endopeptidase activity. The transcript is spliced from 21 exons. Lineage: Eukaryota; Metazoa; Chordata; Actinopteri; Clupeiformes; Clupeidae.